CGAAAACCACUGCUCUUCAUUCCACUGUUUCUACAGCGAAAACCACUGCUCUUCAUUCAACUGUUUCUACUUUCCAAACACAUAAAUUUACUAAUACUAACCCUAGCAAAACCCAACUCCCCACUUCUGAGAAUAUUACCCUGGCAAUCUCUACUUAUUUGAUAGCAAAAACCACUAUAUUUUAUUCUACGAAAUUUUCUUCUACCCUCUGCGUUUCUACUUACAAUGUAGCCACCCCUCCAGAUUAUAAACCCCCAGCUAAUAACCCCCCAGCUAAUAAUCCCCCAGCUGAUAAUCCCCCAGCUAAUAAUCCCCCAGCUGAUAAUCCCCCAGCUAAUAACCCCCCAGCUAAUAAUCCCCCAGCUGAUAAUCCCCCAGCGGCUUCGGCUCCCCCAGCGGCUACGGCUCCUGAUGCGACUCCCCCAAUUAGCACCGGUGUUUCCAAUCUUCCAACCCUAACUAGCACUAGUUCCCCAGCUAAUCCGCCAGAACAUACUUCUGGCACAGAAAAAUUGAUAUAUAUUGUAUCAGUUUUUACAGGACUUUCUUUUGUUU
Molecule: messenger RNA, 555 nt
Organism: Racocetra fulgida
Lineage: Eukaryota; Fungi; Glomeromycota; Glomeromycetes; Diversisporales; Gigasporaceae
Source: the annotation of a GenBank genome assembly